CACCUGACAACGGUAAGCUGAAAAACUACCCAUCAGAAGAAUGAAGUAUUUAGAAUGAUUUUUGAAUGAAAAUGGCAGCAAAUAUUAUUUUAUCUAAAGUAUAUAUUGGAAAAGAAACUGAAAAUAGGCUUGUCUCAUCUGCUGGUCAAGGCGAUAUCUCUUCAGUUCUUAAAUUGUUGAGGAAGCGGGUGAAUCCAAACCUUCGCGAUGAAGUGGGCGUGACCGCCCUUGCAAGGGCAGCGGCAGGUCAUCAUACUGAAACUGUGAAAUAUUUGAUUCUAGCAGGCGCCAAAUUAGAUUGUGAAACAUCGUCAGGUGUUCGUCCUAUCAACUUUACACGUGUCAAGUCAGAAACUUGGCAGGUACUUCUAGCUGCUAGUCAUGGUGAAAUACCAGAAAUUGAAGAAAUCAACGAAGUUCCAGACGUACCAGAUUUUGCUAUCGAAGGUGGUGCUGCUAAAUCGAAAACUAAAAGCGGCAAAAAGAAAAAGGGAAAGAAAGGAAAGAAGGGUGGCAAAAAAGGAAAGAAAAAGGGGAAAAAGAAAUAAUUGUUCACUUUUUUGUGUUAAAAAUCUAUUUAAAACUUUGUAAAAACUAAAUAAAUAUUACCGUCUUC
Lottia gigantea (owl limpet) is the source of this 616-nucleotide messenger RNA. RefSeq lists its product as hypothetical. The record is from RefSeq and is a predicted model, not a curated record. The transcript is spliced from 2 exons. Gene Ontology annotation, molecular function: protein binding. The coding region runs from base 66 to 548 and encodes 160 amino acids. NCBI's taxonomy places the organism in Eukaryota, Metazoa, Mollusca, Gastropoda, Lottiidae.